AUGGGCGCAGCCAUUGGCAAAGGCAUGCGCCGCCCAGCGGCCACUGCCCGGCCGCCGCCAUUGGCGGUAACCACCGGCAGUGGCCCGACAGCCACCGUCGCACCGCCGGCGCAAAUCGCAGCCCGAGCGCAGCUCGCGCCCCGCCCGCGCACCGCCAUUCUGCUGCCGCCACCCCUGCUCGGCCACAGUCGCCAGCGCACCAGCCCCCUGGUCGGUCAUGUGACCAGGGGCCGAAGCCAUUGGCAGAGGCACGCGCCGCCCAGUGGCCACUGCCCGGCCGCCGCCAUUGGCGGUAACCACCGGCAAUGGCCCGACAGCCACCGUCGCGCCACCGGCGCAAAUCGCAGCCCGAGCGCAGCUCGCGCCCCGCCCGCGCACCGCCAUUCUGCUGCCGCCACCCCUGCUCGGCCACAGUCGCCAGCGCACCAGCCCCCUGGUCGGUCAUGUGACCAGGGGCCGAAGGCAUUGGAAAGGAGUUUCUGUGCUCUUUCCAGAUCUGUCAUUUAUUUUUCCAGAAUCUACACAAGCCAUUGGCAGAGGCACGCGCCGCCCAGUGGCCACUGCCCGGCCGCCGCCAUUGGCGGUAACCACCGGCAAUGGCCCGACAGCCACCGUCGCGCCACCGGCGCAAAUCGCAGCCCGAGCGCAGCUCGCGCCCCGCCCGCGCACCGCCAUUCUGCUGCCGCCACCCCUGCUCGGCCACAGUCGCCAGCGCACCAGCCCCCUGGUCGGUCAUGUGACCAGGGGCCGAGGGUCUUAGCCCCUGAGGGCUGCGCUGGAAAGCUGGUUCCAAGCCCGAUCUAA
This is a messenger RNA of Cryptomeria japonica (Japanese cedar), 804 nucleotides long. Its product is annotated as extensin-like. The coding region runs from base 1 to 804 and encodes 267 amino acids. The transcript has 5 exons. Lineage: Eukaryota; Viridiplantae; Streptophyta; Pinopsida; Cupressales; Cupressaceae. The record is from RefSeq and is a predicted model, not a curated record.